AUGAAAAGAGUGCACGAGGUGGAUAUUCCUCUACUCCUCCUGCUCUAUCAUCAUCCACUACGACGUCGUCUUCAUGGGAAUGGCGCGGCGGGGGGGAAGGUGGCGGCGGCGGCGAUGCAGCAGGAGGUGGUGGUGAGGCCUUACGUUCGGUCAAAGUCGCCGAGGCUGAGGGGCGACGCCGAAGAUGGUUCUGCAGAUUAUGGAUGUGAAGGACUCACCAUCUCCCACGUCAAGAGCCAUCUCCGGAGAAGCAGUGGAGUAGUAGCCAAGAGAAAUGCACAGCUUGGGUUGUACAACGGGCAACGUGACUAUCAUUGCUCCCAACGUCAACUAAUUACAUGGAUUAUGGCCCUGAUGAUCAUGAUCACCAGCUUCCCAAGAGGAGAGGAGGAGCAAGGGGAUAAGGCCCAUCACUAUGUGGCACAGAAAGCUUGCUUGGGGAGAAGGAGGAGGAGGAUGAAGAAGGCCCAAUGUUGCCCUGUCUCUGGGCUCGUUGGCUGGGACUAA
This is a messenger RNA of Linum tenue, 507 nucleotides long. NCBI's taxonomy places the organism in Eukaryota, Viridiplantae, Streptophyta, Magnoliopsida, Malpighiales, Linaceae. The record is from the annotation of a GenBank genome assembly.